CGCGGAGAAACGAGCAAAAACAUCGAGCAAGAGUUUAAGAGCUGGACUUGCACCUUCGAGGACUCCCGUUGUUCAACAGUGCUGAAGAUAUUUCACAAGAUCCUCAGUUGGAUGGUGGAGUGAGGAAUUGAUCGUUUUUGCAAUCUUCUACAUCCUUCCUAAUGGACCAGAACAGCUCUGAAGUGGGCUUAGAAGUCAUCAUGGCUAUGAACCAACUCCUAGACCUCCCGCCAUCCCAAAUGCCCCCUAAAGCCCUGGAGGCCUCUGUUAUGACACCGUGGGACAUCACCUUGUGUGUAUCCGGAGUGUUGAUUUGCUGCGAAAAUGCAAUAGUUGUGGCCACCAUUUUUUCCUCGUCAUCUCUGCGUGCGCCAAUGUUCUUGUUGAUUGGGAGCCUGGCAUGGGCGGACUUCCUGGCGGGGGUGGGGCUACUUCUGCACUUCCUGUCUCGCAGAUGUGUGUAUUCAGAAGCGCUAGAACUGGGCAGUGUGGGUUUAUUAGUGAGCGCUCUUAGUGCGUCAGUGUUCUCCUUAUUGGGGAUCACUCUGGACAGGUUUUUGUCUCUACAUCGUGCGCUGACCUACGGAUCCCGGCGCACACACACUCAAACGCGCUGCGCUCUGGCCGUCGGAUGGACUCUUGCUGGUCUUCAAGGUGCACUUCCGGCUUUAGGGUGGAACUGUCUGCAUGACGGAGAUUCCUGUAGUGUGCUUCGACCUUUGACCCGAGUGCACUUAGCCACCCUGUGCGGUGGAUUCCUGCUAACGUUAGCACUGAUGCUGCAGCUGAAUGCACGCAUCUGCCGAGUCGUGCUUCGCCAUUCUCAUCAAAUCGCCCUCCAGAGGCACACACUCCCGUCCGCACGCACACACACCCGCCGCCGGGUUCACACUCUGGCACUCAUCCUUGCCACUUUCGCCAGUUGCUGGAUACCAUUCGCUUUAUACGGCCUCCUGGGCGACGGUUCGUCCCCUGCUUUGUACACUUACGCCACGUUGGUUCCAGUGACAGGAAACUCUCUGUUGAACCCGCUGAUCUAUGCCUACAGGAACACACACAUCCAGAGAGUGCUACGACAGACUGUGUGCUGCUGUCUGCCAAACACACCCAACAAAAACACACACACUCCCAGCGACGUCUGAACUCUGGAAGUUCUUGAAACGAUUAUUAUGGUGCCAUACGAGAGUCUACAGGGUGCGCUCUGAAAAAUGCUGGGUAAAAUAUUGGGACAGUUUAAAAUGUUGGGUUAAAUUUGGUCUUAUAAAUGUUAUUUUUUAAAAAGUCAUUCAGUGGUUCACUUUAGAAAGUGACUAGUUGACUACUUAAAACGAAUAAGUACAACCAUUGUUUUAAAAGAGAUAAGUUGCCUCUAAAAGCAUUGGGUUUACUCACUUUAAGGAAAGCGAUUAGUUGACGAGUUAAAAAAGUGAGUGAACCCAUUGCUUUUAAAGCGAUUAGUUGACUCAACUUAAAUAAACCCAUUGCUUUUAAAGCGAUUAGUUGACUCAAUUUGAAUAAACCCAUUGCUUUUGAAUUGAUUAGUUGACUCAACUUAAAAAAGUGAAUAAACCUGUUGCUUUUAAAAGCGAUUAGUUGACUCAACUUAAAGUAAACCCAUUGCUUUUGAAGUGAUUAGUUGACUCAACUUUAAAAAGUGGGUAAACCCAUUGCUUUUAAAGUGAUUAGUUGACUCAACUUUAAAAAACUGAGUAAACCCAUUGGUUUUAAAGUGAUUAGUUGACUUGACUUAAAAAACUGAGUUAACCCAUUGCUUUUAAAGUGAAUAGUUGAUUCAACUUAAAAAACUGAGUAAGCCCAUUGCUUUUAAAGUGAUUAGUUGAUUCAACUUAAAAAAACUGAGUAAACCCAUUGCUUUGAAAGUGAUUAGUUGACUCAACUUAAAAAACUGAGUAAACCCAUUGCUUUUAAAGUGAUUAGUUGAUUCAACUUAAAAAACUGAGUAAACCCAUUGCUUUUAAAGUGAUUAGUUGAUUCAACUUAAAAAACUGAGUAAACCCAUUGCUUUUAAAGUGAAUAGUUGAUUCAACUUAAAAAACUGAGUAAACCCAUUGCUUUUAAAGCGAUUAGUUGACUCAACUUAAAAAACUGAGUAAACCCAUUGCUUUUAAAGUGAUUAGUUGACUCAACUUAAAGUAAACCCAUUGCUUUUAAAACGAUUAGUUGCCUCUACUUAAAGUAAACCCAUUGUUUUUAAAACAAUUAGUUGACUAUGCAAAAAAAGUAAACACAUUGCCUUAAAAUCAUUAAAUUAUGUGUAUAAUUACAAAAAAUAAAAUUAACAGGUUUACUCACUUUUACUCACUUUACUAAAGUAAAGACAACCUUUCGCUUUUAAAGCAUUGGGUUGACAAUGUUUUUUUAAAGUAAAGUAACUAAUAGUUUUCUUUUACAGUUUUGGUGUUGUACUUAUUUUACCCAAAAUUGGGUUGAAAUAAUCCAGCAUUUGUAAAAAUGUGGUGAAAAACAACUCGGCAGUAUUUUAUAGCUAUAGAACUCGUAGCAUCAUGAAGAAAACAGUCAGUAGGUAGUAAAGAUUUCAUAUUUCCCAUUUCAGUUGCACAGGCAUUGGCCUCCAAAGGCAGUAUAAGAAAUAUGAACAUUGUUACUCAUUUUUAAAGGGGCAGUUCACACAACAUUUUAAAUUUACUCCCUUGUUGCAAACCUCCUUGAAUUCCUUUAUUUCACAAAAGAAGACAUUUUGAAGAAUGUUGAAAACUCGUAGCCAUUGACUUCCAUUAAAAUUCAAACAGGUUUGCACUAAGUGAAUGGUGAGUAAAUAUUCAUAUUUGGGUGAACUACCGCUUUAACGCCCAGUUAUUUUUCACCCACCCUGUCUUACACAUUUUCUGGUUUUUCCUGUUUGGGAGAAUCACUGUGUCAAAUCUGCUGUCUAAAUGGUGUUAACGGAUUACUCUCCAUCAUUUUAUUUAAAUCUUAAAAUGUUCAUGUAAACGUGUGUCCUUUUUUACUGAAGACUGCCACUGUAUCCUUUUAACUACUGUAGUUGCCAACUAAAGGGUCCGAGCAGAAACCCUCCUCUCCGCUUACAUGUCUCAGAUUUGUGCCUCAUUUUUUUGUCCUCUGAAGUCCUGUUUCAGAGUUUACUGAUGGAAUCAAAAUCAUUUGCACUUUACGACAAUGACUUGACUUUUAGGCUGAAACUUUGUUUUUAAUGAUCAAAUUGUAUGCCAUUUGUUAUUCUGACUGAUGGUUUUAUACGUCAUAAAUGUCUCGUUUGCACUUACAAUGUAUAAAUGUUGCACAAAAGUCUGUCCAAAUGAGUGAAUGUUUUAUUGUUGAAAUGAUGAGAUGUUUUAUG
Danio aesculapii is the source of this 3340-nucleotide messenger RNA. RefSeq names its product G protein-coupled receptor 3 (gene gpr3). The coding region runs from base 162 to 1142 and encodes 326 amino acids. Gene Ontology annotation, molecular function: G protein-coupled receptor activity. The transcript is spliced from 2 exons. Gene Ontology annotation, cellular component: membrane. The record is from RefSeq and is a predicted model, not a curated record. Gene Ontology annotation, biological process: G protein-coupled receptor signaling pathway. Lineage: Eukaryota; Metazoa; Chordata; Actinopteri; Cypriniformes; Danionidae.